Molecule: messenger RNA, 5895 nt
Organism: Anolis sagrei ordinatus
Lineage: Eukaryota; Metazoa; Chordata; Lepidosauria; Squamata; Anolidae
Gene: PIP4K2A
Product: phosphatidylinositol-5-phosphate 4-kinase type 2 alpha
Biological process (GO): phosphatidylinositol phosphate biosynthetic process
Cellular component (GO): plasma membrane
Molecular function (GO): 1-phosphatidylinositol-5-phosphate 4-kinase activity; 1-phosphatidylinositol-4-phosphate 5-kinase activity
Source: RefSeq, a predicted model, not a curated record
CGGAGGCGGCGCGCGGGGCCAUAUUCGGCGCGCGGCGGCGCAGGCGGUCAGGCCAGGAUGCGCUUGGCAUUGUCCUGCAGUGGCAGAAGCAGCAGCAAUCGCUGCGGCACCCACACCGCCGCUGCCCUCUUGCCGCAAUAGCGCCUGCCCUUCCCCUCCUUGCUUCAGUCCUUCCUUCCCCUUCCGCCUUGGCUUCCUCCUCCUCCUGCUCCUCUCACCAUGGCGGCCCCCAGCAACAUCGUGUCCGUCAUGGCGAGCAAGACCAAGACCAAGAAGAAGCACUUCGUGGCCCAGAAAGUCAAGCUCUUCCGGGCCAGCGACCCGCUCCUCAGCGUCCUCAUGUGGGGGGUGAACCACUCGAUCAAUGAACUGAGCCACGUUCAAAUACCUGUUAUGUUGAUGCCAGAUGACUUCAAAGCAUAUUCAAAGAUAAAAGUGGACAAUCACCUUUUCAACAAAGAAAAUAUGCCAAGCCAUUUCAAAUUCAAAGAAUAUUGUCCUAUGGUUUUUCGUAAUCUGCGUGAGAGAUUUGGAAUUGAUGAUCAGGACUUCCAGAAUUCUCUGACAAGAAGUUGCCCUCUUGCUAAUGAUUCUCAAGCACGGAGUGGGGCCCGAUUCCAUACCUCUUACGACAAAAGAUAUGUCAUCAAAACGAUAACUAGUGAAGAUGUAGCAGAAAUGCACAAUAUACUGAAGAAGUACCACCAGUUUAUAGUGGAGUGUCAUGGCAACACACUACUACCGCAGUUUUUGGGCAUGUACCGACUUACCGUUGAUGGAGUUGAAGUAUACAUGAUUGUCACAAGAAAUGUAUUCAGCCAUCGUUUGUCUGUUUAUAGAAAAUAUGACUUAAAGGGCUCUACGGUAGCGAGAGAAGCCAGCGACAAAGAAAAGGCCAAAGAACUGCCAACAUUCAAAGACAAUGAUUUUAUCAAGAAUGGUCAAAAGAUUUUUAUUGAUGAAGCCAACAAAAAGAUGUUCCUUGAAAAGCUUAAAAAGGAUGUGGAGUUCCUUGCUCAAUUAAAACUCAUGGACUACAGCUUGUUGGUUGGGAUUCACGAUGUUGAGAGAGCGGAACAGGAAGAAGUAGAAUGUGAAGAGAACGAGGAGGAUGAAGGAGAAAGUGACGGGACUCACCCAGUCGGAACACCUCCUGAUAGUCCAGGAAAUACACUGAACAGCUUGCAGCCUUUAGCUCCUGGGGAAUUUGAUCCAACCAUUGAUGUUUAUGGAAUAAAAUGUCAUGACAAUGCGCCUAGAAAGGAGGUAUACUUUAUGGCCAUCAUUGACAUUCUUACCCAUUAUGAUGCAAAAAAGAAAGCUGCACAUGCUGCAAAAACAGUCAAACAUGGCGCCGGUGCGGAAAUUUCAACAGUUAACCCCGAACAGUAUUCAAAGCGGUUCUUGGACUUUAUUGCCAACAUUUUGACGUAACCUAAUGUUCCAUUGGACAGAUACGAGGUCUGGGAACAGCAGCAAUGGCUACCAGUGUGUAAGGGAUAAAAGCUUCUUUUAAAAGGAACUCUCAAGUGCUAUCUUGCAGAAGGCAGCCCCCUUGUUUACAUCUGCUGGCAAAGAUGACUGACUGGGGUGAAAUAUUCGCUUUUAAACAGCUGCCUGAUUAUGCCCAGCAUAGUUCUAGCUAUUUCCGAUGCGCGCACGUGUGUGUGUGUGAGUGUGUGUGCGUGUAUGAGUGUGCAAAAACAAAUAUAAAUUAACUAAUAUUAACUAAAAUAGUUCAGCUUCUUACUCGGUGUGCAUUGCAAGAACAACACUCCGUGGAUACUAGCUGAGAUGGAACGAAUGGACAAAGGAGUUGGGGUGGGAGGGAGGGAAGGGAAGGGAGGAAUACGUGCAUGUUAAGCUCAACAACAACAGCGUUGGUAUCAAAGUUAAACUGUGGAUCAGUUUAUUUUUUGAGCCAAGAGGUGCAACACAGUAUUGGUGGUGAUGACGACUCUGACCUUUCUGCACAGGUUACACUUAACAAUCCUGCAUGCUGACUCUCCUUAAGAAUAGCUCCAUGUGUUGGAAGCGUUCCUGUUGGCAACACUUAGAUUUUAAUUUUAUUAAAUUGGCCUAUCGCAACAGGAAACAGUCUUCCAGGAAUUGAGAGGUUUUGGCUCUAGUUUUACUACAGUCUAAAUGCCAUAAUCAUGCUGGGUUUUCUUUGCCAAGGGUAAACAUAUUCUGGGGGUGGGAGCUGGAAAAAAAGGAGGUUUCACUGUUUUAGUACAUGAAGAUUUCACACAGUAUGUUUAUCAUAUAGGAACUAACUCUGCUACAGAGGAAAUCAGAUGGGUUUUUAGGAGAAAUGCAUUGUUUUGGGCAAUAAUAGUGUUUUCCACCUCACGAACAAAGGAAUAGGAAAGUCUGUUCACUUCUGAUUGAUCAAAAACCGAGAAAAAAAGUUUUAAAUGCUUACAUGUGCUGUUUUUAAUAUUCUAUUAAAGUACUCCUUUUUUAAGCCCUAAACUUUACUGUUUACAUUACUAGGAAGACAGGGAUGCUUUUGAGAGGCUGUGUGCAGUAUGUGAAUCUGAAGUUUACAUGUAAAGUUAUUUUGCAGUACAAGAUGAAGUAAUAUCUUGAGAUGUAAUAUGCAGUAAUGUACCCAGGUGGAUGCUUCACUCACUUCCAUGAUAGAUUUUGCAAUUAAUGAUGGCCGAUUGUUUGAGGAAUUGUUUUAGAAGUGGCAUUUUUAUUACUUCAGUGGUAAUAAUCAGCUUUGUCUUUUCUCCAAAUCAUGAUGUUUGGUUGCUUAAAGGUUUGCCGUCCCUUGUUAACCUGUUUUCAAUACUCUGACCUUGGGAAAAGUUCCAAACUUCAGUAAAGACCUAAUUAGAGAUAUAUGGUUAAAAUUAUGUUCUCUACUUACUUACACACUGUGCUAAAAUUGUGCCUUUUUGUCAUUCUUUGUUGAAACAGACAUUCGUGGGCAACUCAUAACAACGAAAACUCCCCUCUCCCACUGCAACCUAAAGCUUUUCCCAAGAGUGCCAGGUUGCCUUCUCUUGUAACACAAUGCCAGGACUGUUCAGACUCUAGCUGUGUAUAAUGCAUUGACUUUAGCAAAUUCUGAUGAAACAGCAGUUAAUACCACCCUUGUUGUUAAGUUGGUUUUUUAAAAAAAGAUUUAACGUAUCUAAGUGGGUUUUAUUUUCUCACCAAAGAUGAGAAAUUUUAAGGGUUUAAUUAAUUAGAGGGUGCCCUGGUGGCACAGUGGGUUAAACCGCUGAGCUGCUGAACUUGCUGACCAAAAGGUUGGCAGUUUGAAUCUGGGGAGCAGGGUGAGUUUCCACUGUUAGCCCCAGCUUCUGCCAACAUAGCAGUUCGAAAACAUGCAAGUAUGAGUAAUAGGUACCACUUCCGCGGGAAGGUAGCGGCACUACAUGCAGACAUGCUGGUCACAUGACCUAAGCUCUUCGGCUUAGAAAUGGAGAUGAGCACCAUCCUCCAGAGUCGGACACAACUAGACUUAAUGUCAGGGGAAACUUUUACUACUUCAUAGAAUCAUAGGAUCAUAGAGUUGGAAGAGACCUCAUGGGUCAUCCAGUCCAAACCCCUGCUAAGAAGAAGGAAAAUUGAAUUCAAAGCACCCCUGACAGAUGGCCAUCCAGCCUCUGUUUAAAAGCUUCCAAAGAAGGAGCCUCCACCACACUCCGGGGCAGAGAGUUCCACUGCUGAACGGCUCUCACAGUCAGGAAGUUCUUCCUAAUGUUCAGAUGGAAUCUCCUCUCUUGUAGUUUGAAGCCAUUGUUCCACAUCCUACUCUCCAGGGAAGCAGAAAACAAGCUUGCUCCCUCCUCCCUAUGACUUCCUCUCAUGUAUUUAUACAUGGCUAUCAUGUUUCCUCAGCCUUCACUUCUUCAGGCUAAACAUGCCCAGCACUUUAAGUCGCUCCUCAUAGGGCUUGUUCUCUAGACCCUUGAUCAUUUCAGUCACCCUCCUCUGGACACAUUCCAGCUUGUCAAUAUCUCUCUUCAAUUGUGGUGUCCAGAAUUGGACACAAUAUUCCAGGUGUGGUCUAACCAGUGCAGAAUAGAGGGGUAGCAUGACUUCCCUGGAUCUAGAAAGUUAUAGUCCUAUUUAUGCAGGUCAAAAUCCCAUUGGCUUUAGGAAUUGUGGGAGUUGAAGUCCAAAACACCUGGAGGGCCGAAGUUUGCCCAUGCCUGGUAUAGACAGUACUGCGCAAGACAGACUAAUGUCUAACCUUGUGCAAGACAGCUUUCUCUGUUUUCCUCAUCCGUAGCUCUUCUGUUGCUACCUCUCAUUCACUUCUGCAGCCCUGGCUCACUUCCCAGCCAGCUAUACAUCAUUCAUGAUUGUGUGAGAGAAGAAGCGUCGGCCACAUUAGGUUCCCACCAACUUGUUCUCCUUCCUCCUUGAUAUGUUUAUAAACGUCCAGAAUUGCUCGAUGACUGUGUUGCGCAGUGAUCAUGCGGCCCCACUAUUUUUUAAUGUUAUGUCAACUAUUUUGAAUGUGGGUGGCAUUUUAAUUUCUUUCAGGGAUUAGCUUUCUUCCACAAUUAAGAAUAGCUGUAGCUUCUAUCCUAAGGUCCAUUAUGGAACAUGAUACCCAAAAUUGUACUCAUCAAUUUGGAUAUGUUACAGAAAUGACACAUGUCAAAGUAACUCAAGGAAGAUCUGUCAAUCAUCAUUUUACAGUUCCUUGUUGAAUUACACUACAUUUGUAUACGUGUACUCUUCCCACAUAUAGACAUUCAGCAAAUGUUUUUGUUUUUUCUUAACCUGAAUAUCUUCUCAAAUGCACCCCACACUUUUGUGAAGGAGGCCACACUGGAUGUUUGUAGACCUUCAUCUGUGUUUCAGCCAAUGUGUCUCAGAAAGAUGCUUCACCAAUUAUAUUUCCAUCUCAUUUCCCAUUUGAGCUGGUACAAUUUGAUAUAUUGUAUACUGUAUCCUUCCCUGGGCUGUCACCACAAAUUCUACCAUCUGUGAUUAUCAAGAAUAUAAAUUAACUUCAUAAUAGACAUCCUUAAUUUCUAAUGUUUCACUAAAUGUGUUGCUUCACCUCUAAUGUUAGUCCACAUAAUAGAUUCUCUCAGUUGUAAUCAUAUAUUGAAUAUGUGUUGUUGAAGGCUUUCAUGGCCAGAAUCACUAGGUUGCUAUGAGUUUUCCGGACUGUAUGGCCAUGUUCCAGAAACACUCUCUCCUGACAUUUCACCCACAUCUAUGGAGCCCCCGGUGGCGCUGAGGGUUAAACCCCUGAGCCGGCAGGACUGAAGACCGACAGGUCGCAGGUUCUAAUCCGGAGAGAGGCGGAGUUCCCUCUGUCAGCUCCAGCUCCUCAUGCAGGGACAUGAGAGAAGCCUCCCACAAGGAUGAUAAAAACAUCAAAUCAUCUGGGCGUCCCCUGAGCAACGUCCUUGCAGACGGCCAAUUCUCUCACACCAGAAGCGACUUGCAGUUUCUCAGGUCACUCCUGACACGACAAAAAAAACAAAACAAAAAACCCACAUCUAUGACAGGCAGAGGUUGUGAGGUAUAUUGGAAACUAAGCAAAGGAGGUUUAUAGAUUUGUAGAAGGUCUAGGGUGGGUGAAAGAACUCUUGUCUGCUGGAGGCAAAUGUGAAUGUUGCAAUUAAUCACCUUGAUUAGCAUUGCAAAGCCUUGCAGCUUCAAGGCCUGGCUGAUUCCUGCCUCUAAUUUUAGAGUUUUAGAGUUACUGUCCUAAAAUUAGGACAGUAAAUAAAGACUAACUGGAAUUCCAGACAUGAAACAAUCAGAGCCAGCUAACAUCGCCCAACAAAGGAUUCCCCCAGGAAGGAAUAUACCUCACAACCUCUGAGGAUGCCUACCAUAGAUGUGGGAGAAAAAUCAGGAGAGAAAGCUUCUGGAAAAUGGCCAGACAGCCCGGAAAACUCACAGCAA